ACGCGUACAGACUAAAACCCAUACAAAAUCAACGUUUUUAAAAGCGGCUCUAGUAUAAGGUUUAUGGGGGGUAUUUUUUGUCUGUGAUAAGUUGAAUAACAGUACAACACAAAAAGGCAUUGCACAUUGUUAUACGCCGACACCAUAAGCGACUAGGCCUAAUUGCGGCUGCUGAACUGAUGAGAGGAUUUCACAUUGCGGAACUCCGAUAAUGGGAUGGGUGUCCCUUUUCAAGGCCCUUCUGGCCCGGUCUCUCUUCGCAAUCCACGGCAUCAUCACCGUGUGGCGAGUUACGGACAUCAAUUUGGACCCCUUGUACUAUUUGCUGAUCAUUCCGGUUUGUCUUCUACCAUUGGAGAUGAUACUGACGCUAAAAUUAACGGACGACGGAGAGUGGAAAUGGUUUUGUCCAAGUGUGUUCCUGUAUCUGAGCAGCGUUGUGCCUGGAAUUUGGUUUCUGAACUUCGACAUUUACGAAAAGAGGAUUGAGUAUAGAGACUCGAUGGGCUGGGAAGAUUGUUCAACGGACACCGCUUAUAAUGAAUCUUUAGUCAGUGCUGACGUAGCUGGGUUCCAGGUUGUAGUUCCACUUGCCUUGUCAGACGAUUCAUGGAGCUUGGCCCUGGAGCAAUUCCUUCUUGCUCUUCUUCUCCUGGGAAGAUGGCUCCUCCCCAAGGGCGCCCUCACACGUGACCAGCUCUCACAACUCCUCCUUGUGUACAUCGGCAUGGCGGCUGACAUUUUGGAGUUUUCCUUGGAGACAUUGAAGGAGCAAGCGGUCAUCUGUAACCUUUUCUUGAUUAUUUUGAUCCUGGGUCUAUGGAGCUGGAGCUUGCUUCAGUUCACCCUGGUCCUCACCUCUGUGUCUGCCCCGAGAGCCAGGGCAGCUAAGAUCUCUGGGGGCAAAUCUUGCAAGGGAUGCUUGGGAUGUUGCGAGAAUGAAAUCUGGGCUCUAUGGAUCACCAUCUUAAUGCAAGACGGGCCGUUCUUGGCUAUGAGGCUCUACCUUUUGAUUGAGUUCAAUAUCAUCAAUCAGAUGAUGUUGUUCUUUACCCUCAAGAACAUCUUAGUAAUUAUUUUGCAGUUGUAUCGAAUGAUCAUCGUACGAUGUGGAGACACUAACGCUGUAGAACCACUGCAAAAUGAACUUUAAUGAGUGUUCAGCUCAUGUUUCCCCAAUGCAUGGAAUUCAAUUUAAAACUGACGCUCAGUUACCUCCUCACAACUUUACCCAAUAGGAGACUUUUGGGACGCUUGGUGGCAGCAGCCCUACCAGGUAAAUUCCAUUGUUCUCGGUAAUGUGCGC
Messenger RNA from Asterias rubens (European starfish), 1306 nucleotides. RefSeq names its product transmembrane protein 26-like. The coding region runs from base 212 to 1153 and encodes 313 amino acids. The transcript is spliced from 3 exons. The record is from RefSeq and is a predicted model, not a curated record. NCBI's taxonomy places the organism in Eukaryota, Metazoa, Echinodermata, Asteroidea, Forcipulatida, Asteriidae.